This is a messenger RNA of Peronospora matthiolae, 2823 nucleotides long. NCBI's taxonomy places the organism in Eukaryota, Oomycota, Peronosporomycetes, Peronosporales, Peronosporaceae. The record is from the annotation of a GenBank genome assembly.
AUGCCCCCCUCCCGACAGGGGGGGCGGCUUUGCCUAGGGGCCAGCCGGACGACCCGGGACACUCUAGUCCGGCCCUCGCCUUACCGGAGGACGCGGGGCCUCCGGAGAAGGCUCCUUCUCCCUCCGCUGGUAGCACCACAUCCUCUGCACACGGGGAAGGGGCUCAAGAACACGCCGCAUCUGCUGCUCACGGGACAGGGGCUCCAGUGCACGCCACAUCUUCUGCUCACGGGACAGGGGUUCCAGCGCACGCUGCAUCUUCUCCUCUCGCGGAGUCUCAGCUGCCGACCCUCCUCAGCGGCUAUGGAGUCAGGCUUGGCGGGGGAUGCUUCCUUCACCAUGGCAGACCAGCCGCUGCGCAGCGGCGAGACGGAUGCAGUAACGCCGCGGCUGGACGGACCCACCGGGCGCGCUUCGGGGGAGGAUUCUGCGUCCUCCUCGUCGCCUUCGCAGGCUUCCACGCUCCCGGUUCAUCCGCGCGAAAUGUUUGAGGCCCUUAACGCGGCGAUGAAGGCUUCUUCGGGGCCCCCGUACCUUGAUGUCUGGCGCCAGACCAUCCAGGGGUUAUUUGCGCUGGAAUUUGCCCGCCUUCCAGUCAGCUUCGACGCGUUGCCGGCCGAACGCAAACGGUAUCCCAAGCUCACAAGUACUGAGCUGGUGAGUUUGCUGGAUUUAUUUCCGCAGUGUUUUGUUGUGACAUCCGGCCGCUACGUCGACUGGACCCGUUUAGCCCACCAGAUCAGUAAGGAGAUCCUCGUCACGAAGUGUGCUUUUAAAGAAAUCUUGCGCAAGCUGACCAGCCGACAGAAAUGGGCUGUGGCUCCAAUCCCGCGGCUGUGGUCUCAAGUCGUGCAGACAGGCAGUGCUGCUGCACCUGCCAGUACGACAGGCAAGCAGCGUCCCGUGUUCGAUGACUUUAUGUUUGAUCCGGCAAAUUUUUCGGUGGAAGAGACGACCACGCUCCGAGCCAUUUGCGCAACGCGCCUUAACUUGACAGGUACUCACCGUCUACGCGAGGGUACAGAUGAUGAAUGGAGCAUCAUCAUUGGGAUUGCGGAAGGGCAUAUUGCCUGUAGUCGGCUGCCUGAUUUUCUUAAUUCUGUCUUCGACAGCGACGAGCGGCUUCGGUUGUGUCGGACUGUUCAGGCGCAGGUCGAGGGACAGUUGAUAUUAAAAUUUAGACAUGGUCGUGAUAUCCCAAUUGGACGCCGAACGACACACGCUAUUACGGAGAAGAUUUUGAAAUCGGCGGAAAUCUUGCGGGUCUGCUUGCCGGAUCUUCACCGUUUCCUCGGGUUGGCCAAGACGAUAAGCUACAAUCGUUCUACCCGGUCAAUCCACUUCUAUUUCUUUACGCGAGCCAUUGCCAAGGCGCACCAGGAUUUCGUAGUGCCUUUUCAGGGGAGGGCGUACACGCUCGAGAAUGUUCAUCACCCGGUCAGGGGCUCGGUCUGGUUGAAUCAGCAGGGACCAGACGGGCGGUCGAGCCACCCUCGGGCAGCAUACACCAUUUUGCUGUAUAUUCUCACCCGGUUUGAUGAUAUUGCUGCCUACCUCCGCUCCAAGAUACCAACGGAUUUUGAGCUGGAGGACAUGGAUACCUGUACCCCGAACUCACGUACGUCCACUGCCUGGAAAGUCACCUUUCAUCUGGCGGGUUGCCCGAACUUUCUCCAAGGAAUAGUCAGACUGCUUUGGUUUGGGACCCCCAUUAUCGUCCGGCAUCCGGACGUGGGCCGUCGCCUCCAAUGUUUGCAAUGUGGUACGCUAGGCCACCCGGCGUCGAGGUGUCAGUUCACCGAUGCGCAGUUGCGGGGGUCGGGCGGGCUGGAGGUCCACGAAGCCGAGCUUUUAUCUGUUGAAGAUCUGGCCAAACCUUUUAGUAACCCCGAUGAAAUGCGUCAAAUGGCGCAGCGACAACUGCUUGUGCAGCAAUCAGCCGAUGCAGCGGCACAAGCUGCGGUGACUCCGGCGGUGUACACUACUCAUGUCGCGCACGCGGUCCCGCCGCCUCCGGCCCCAAAACCCCGGCCCGAACAGCCAUGGAUGGGACGCCCCCUUCGAGGGGGUUGUCGGCCUUGGCCCCCAGUUCAGCCUUCCCCGCCUCAGCUGAACGUCAGCAGCGGGAGUUAUCACGUUCUCCAGGAGGAUGAUCGGGCAGAGGAGAGUCCGUCUUCCCCAUUUGAAGGCAGUGUCGCCUCUGCACCUCCGCAGCCGGGGACUGGAGGCUACCCGACUCCUGCUUUUUCGGCACGGCUGUCCCAAUCUCGGCUUCUGCCGGAGGAUCAGGCCCGGAAACAAGCAGCCGGUAUCCGGGGCCCGGCGGUAGUUAUUGCGGGUCCGGCUCUCCUGAAACAGCAGCGACGGGAACGUCUGACUAGCGAAAAGCUUUUAAAGCUGCUGCCGGAUCGGCAAUAUCACUCGAUACCCAUGGAUCCUAAUCCGCCAGCGGAGCCCAUCCACAUGGGCGAGCUUGUAAGCAUUCUGGGACUUCGGGAAAUUAACACCCCAGCGAACGGCAAUUGUUUGGCGAUAGCUCUUGCUCAAGCGGUGGCGGAGUCUGCCUUGACCGCCCCUACCAAGGACCAGGAGCUUCUCAUGGCAUGCAUCAAACGAGGUAUCACGUGUACAGGACUCUUUAACUUGGAGGAUCAGCUCCCUCACGACUUGCGGGUGCAGACACUUAAGAAUGUGGGCCGUGGGUGGGCGUCGAUGACGCGCACAGAGUCGGCUUCUCAAUCCCGCUGGUUUUUGACGGACUUUGCGGCCGCCCCAUCGGGGCGAACUUCGCAUAUGCCUACGGACUGUUGGGGGGGGCAGUGA